Molecule: messenger RNA, 4403 nt
Organism: Phascolarctos cinereus (koala)
Lineage: Eukaryota; Metazoa; Chordata; Mammalia; Diprotodontia; Phascolarctidae
Source: RefSeq, a predicted model, not a curated record
GAGCUCACCGUGGACCAGCCCGUGGAGGUUUCUUGCUCUUCCGGUGUUGGCUCUGCUUUACGCCUGCAGAGCCGCAGUUCUGUCUUUUCAGGACUCUGGCUGAGAAGUGACACUCCAGGUGGAGGUGAGAAUGACUUCUGGGAUCCUCAUAGCCGGGUCCCAGAAAUCACUAACAUUCCAAGACGUGGCUGUGGACUUCACCCAGGAGGAAUGGGGGCUGUUGGAACCUUCUCAGAAGGACCUGUUCAGGGACGUGAUGCUGGAGAACUAUGAGAACUUUGUGUCCCUGGGACUUACCGAAUCCAAAGCAGCUGUGAUCUCCCAGUUGGAGAGAAGACAAUCACUGGAGUUGCCAGAUGGAAAAGUCCCAGGAAGCAUUUUUGUAGAUUUUCUUCAUGAAUGUAAUAUACUUGGAAGACUUCAUCCUGGAGAGAAACCAUUUGAAUGUAAUCAGUGUGGGAAAACUUAUUGCAGCAAACAAUAUUUAACUGAACAUCAAAGAAUUCAUACUGGUGAGAAACCUUAUAAAUGUAAAGAAUGUGGGAUAGCCUUUAGUCAGAAGAGGCACCUUAAAAUACAUAAUAUAAUUCAUACUGGAAAGAAGCCUUUUGAAUGUAAUCAAUGUGGGAAAGCUUAUUGCAGCAAACAAUACUUAACUGAACAUCAAAGAAUUCAUACUGGAGAGAAACCCUAUAAAUGUAAUGAAUGUGGGGAAGCCUUCAAUCGUAAACACUCCCUAGGCCAACAUGAAAAAAUGCAUACUGGAGAAAAACCCUACAAAUGUAAUGAAUGUGGGAAAGCCUUUGGUCAGACGAAACACCUUAAAACUCAUAAGAUAACUCAUACUGGAAAGAAUCCCUUUGAAUGUAAUGAAUGUGGGAGAGCCUAUUGCAGUAAACAAUAUCUAACUGAACAUCAAAGAAUUCAUACUGGAGAGAAACCCUAUAAAUGUAAUGAAUGUGGGAAAGCCUUCAACCGGAAACAUUCUCUAGGCCAACAUGAAAAAAUGCAUACUGGAGAGAAACCCUACAAAUGUAAUGAAUGUGGGAAAGCCUACAGUCAGAAGAGACACCUCAAAAUACACAAGAUAAUUCAUUCUGGGAAAAAGCCCUUUAAAUGUAAUGAAUGUGGGAAGGCUUACUGCAGGAAACAAUAUCUAACUGAACAUCAAAGAAUUCAUACAGGAGAGAAACCUUAUAAUUGUAACGAAUGUGGGAAAGCCUUCAGCUCUAAGGCAAAUUUUUAUGUACAUAAAAGAAUCCACAGUGGAGAGAAACCCUACAUAUGUAACGAAUGUGGCAAAGACUUUACACAGCAAGGACAACUUAAAAUGCAUAAAAUAUUUCAUACUGGAAAGAAGCCCUUUGAAUGUAAUGAAUGUGGAAAAGCCUUCUACACCAAUUCUGGCCUUAAAGAACAUAAACUAAUUCAUUCUGGAGAGAAACCUUUUGAGUGCAUUGACUGUGGGAAAGGCUUCAGGUUCAGCUCAGGUCUUCUGAAACAUCAGAGAAGUCAUUCCGAAGAGAAACCUUAUAAAUGUAAUGAAUGUGGUAAAGGCUUCAGGCGGAGUUCAUACCUUAUGCAACAUGAGAGAAUUCAUACUGGAGAGAAACCCUAUGAAUGUAAUGAAUGCGGGAAAGUUUUCAGGUGGAAGGGAAACCUUGAUUCACAUAAGAGAGUUCAUAUUAAGGGAAAACCGUAUUCGUGUAAUGAAUGUGGGAAAGCCUUCAGGCUUAAAGACAGCCUUAAUAUGCAUGAGAAAAUUUGUACUAGAAAGAAAUGCUUUGAAUGAAAGGAGUGGAUAGUAGCUUACAGUUGGAGGUGAAACUUUGCUGCACAUAAUAAAACAGUCCACAGCAAUGCUUUGAAUGUAAGGAAUCAGUGAAAACUUUGCCAUUUAAUAUGUAUUUUUAUUAGUUAAGAAACAUGGAAUUCAUGCUGGGCAGAAAUCCUAUGACUAAUGAAUGUGAGAAAACCUUCCACUGGAAGCAAAACCUUAAUAUACACACAGAAAAACCUUAAUAUGUAUAGGAAACCUUAUUUUUAGUGUAACAAGUAUGGGGAACCCUUCAAAUGGUGUGGAAUACAUAGGGAAUUUGAGGCAGUGAUGGAGAGAACCCUGCUGUUAUACAAAAUAUAGAAAAGGCUUAAUGAGAAAACAAAACUUAGCAUGAACCAGAGCUUUCAUACUAAAGGCAUUACAUUUAAUGUGAUGAAUGUGGCUUUACUAAAACAGAACAGAAACCUGGAGGACCAUAGGAGACUUCAUGCUAAAGAAAGAAGUUCUUUGGUUAUAAUGAAUUGAGAGUCUUCAUGCUGAGUCAGACCUUUGCUACACAUCAUAAAAUUGUUACUGUGGAGGUUGUCUUUAAAAGAUAUAUUUGGGGGAAACUUCAGUUAGGGGGAAAACAUUACAUGACCUCAGAUAACUUAUCUGGCUGAGAAUCUCCAUGAAUGUAGUAAGAAUAGUUGGAAGUCCAUCAUUGACCUCAAACUAUUGAUUAACUCUGCAGGUGUGAUGGAAAGAAUGCUUCAGAAGAGUUCAUAGUCUCAAAAUUUCAGUUAGAAGGGGCCUCAGAGGCCAUUUGGUCAAGUUUUAUCUGAAAAGGAAUCUUCUAUACAAGAUGCAAGUUUUAUCUAGUUCUUGUUGUAAGACUUUUAAUAUUUGGGAGUCCAUUGCUUCCUUAAGGCAGUGGGCUCCACUUUUGGAUUAAUCUGAUAAUUCAGUUUUUUCUUAUAUGAAGCUAGAAUGUGCUUCUUUGCACUUUCUCCCAUUUCUCUUAGCUUUGCCCUCUGUGGCAAAAUACGACAUGCUUAAUCCCACUUCCUAGUGACAGUCCAUCAUAAACUUGACAUCAGCUAUAAUGCCCUCCCUUAGUCUUCUCUUCUGCAGAAACAUCCUCCAUUCCUUCACCUCAACUUCAUAUAAAAUGAACUAAAGCCCUUCACUGUUCCGAUUGCUCUCUUUUUAACACUCAAGCAUAUCAUUUGUCUUCAUAAAAUAUGGCAUGAAUGAAAGAAAAAUCAUUAAUUAUAAUUACUUACUAAUUGGUUACUGGCUUACUAAGUGCCAAAUGUUGUGCUAAGCACUGAGGAUACAAAUACAAAGAAGAAACAGUUUCUGCUCCCAGGAAACUUAGAUUUUAAUAUGGGAAGAAAACAUACAUAGGAGAGUGGUAGUUUGGAAUAGUUGUUGUGGCUUGGGAGAUGGUGAAUUGAUUGACAGGCCCUUUUUCUAAUAGUGCUGGUGAUAUUAUCACCAUGAUCAAAUGAUCAUGGUUAUAGAGGUAGAAAACUGGAGAUGGAAGAGGGGGAAGAGUAGAAGGAUAUAUGAUGUAAUACGUUAGAUGUCAAAAGAUGACCAUGGUAGAAUGUCAAUCUUGGCUAGAAAUGGCUGGAUAUUGUGGGUCAGUUGACAUACUCAUUAAUUAGAAUAGCACAGCCCUAUACUAAGAAUUCUAGAGCUGAGAGGGACAAGUCCUUGAGAGAAUGGCAUCUGGUAUAUGAAAGUACAGUAGUAGGGAAGAUGGUGAGGUCUGGAGGGCCAUAGGGUACAGCAGAGGCAGGGCAGAUGACUGUGGUACUAUUUCAAGUGUGGUGGAACCAGUUACAUAUGGGUCAUGUGAUCCACCUGCCAGUUAGAUAGUGAAGAGCCAGGAAUUCCAGAGCUAAGGACAUAGUCUUUUGUUUCCAGUGCAUUAGCAGGAUGGAUAACAAAUUCUGGAGGUCCAGAGGAUUCAGUGGUAGAUAGAGGGAAGGAUAACCUAGGGUGGAAUGUGAACUCUAGCUUAGGCUAGCCAGACAUAAUUGGGAAAUUUAAUGCACCCACCAAUCAGGGUAGCACGGGCCUUGUGGCGGGAAUUCCAGAGAUGAAAGGUGUGUUCCAGAACUAAUGAGAAUAUUGUGGAUAGACGUGGUCUGAACAGCGGAGCAGUGCAGCGUUCAUGCAUCCUGAGAUGCUUUCUUUGGCUGUACUUUUACAUUGUUUGACUCCUUUUGGGUCUCUCAUCUACCAAAACCUCCUGGCUUUUAGUAGAUGAACUGCUCUCUAGCAAUGCCUCCCCUGUUUUGUACUGGUAAAGCUGAUGUGAUAAACCUGAGUGUAAGACAUUGUAUUUACCCUUAUUAUAUUUAAUCUGAUUCAGUUUGGCCCAGUGUUCUAGCAGGUCCAGCUUUUUAGAAUACUGACUCUGUGAUCCUAGUGUGUUACCUUUUCUUCCCAGGUUUGUUCCAUCUGCAAAUUUGAUAAGCAGGCCUUGAUCCAACUAUUAAUAAAGAUGUCAAAUAGCACAGAUCUCUGGAAUGCUACAUUGGAGGACCCCUUCCCCUUUAAUAUCAAAGGGUUCUCAUCAAAAGAAAUUCUACUUUAUUCAGUGCUGAGGGGGUAUUGUGUCAUAUGUUUU